Messenger RNA from Penicillium bovifimosum, 222 nucleotides. RefSeq lists its product as uncharacterized. NCBI's taxonomy places the organism in Eukaryota, Fungi, Ascomycota, Eurotiomycetes, Eurotiales, Aspergillaceae. The record is from RefSeq and is a predicted model, not a curated record. The transcript is spliced from 2 exons. Bases 1 to 222 code for a protein of 73 amino acids.
AUGGGAGACCUACAUGGCUCCUAUCUCAACGGCAUCGAAAUGACUCCGAAAUGGCCCAAAGCCAUUGGCCGAGCUCACCGCGCCGCCGAUGGCCUUUCCGAGGACGAGGCUUGGGGACUAGUCGCUGCUGCGAUUGUUCGGAAAGACCCGCGAGAAGGUUGGAUUGUUCGACGAGGCCUUCAGAAGGUUCGCGACUUGCUCCCCUCCCGUCAUGGAGGGUGA